Messenger RNA from Chenopodium quinoa (quinoa), 716 nucleotides. RefSeq names its product acyl-coenzyme A thioesterase 13-like. Bases 38 to 517 code for a protein of 159 amino acids. Gene Ontology annotation, molecular function: fatty acyl-CoA hydrolase activity. The transcript is spliced from 3 exons. The record is from RefSeq and is a predicted model, not a curated record. NCBI's taxonomy places the organism in Eukaryota, Viridiplantae, Streptophyta, Magnoliopsida, Caryophyllales, Amaranthaceae.
AACUUAGAUAAAAACAUAGUUAUAACAAACAUAAAAGAUGGAGAGAGCAAAUGAGGUUCUAAAUUUGAGGUCGGGCGAGUCUGAAAUGGUUUCAGAAAUCGUGGUUAACCCACACGAGCCCCAAGUUGGACCCAGUUUCUAUGAAGAUUUUGCCCUUAGAGGCAUCCGAGUCGACCGAGUUCAACCCGGGUUCAUCUUCUGCACCUUCAAGGUCCCUCCUCGCCUAAUUGACCGAACAGGGAACCUGGCUGGUGGUGCAAUAGCCAAUCUCAUUGACAUAGUUGGUAAUGCAUUAAUCUAUCGACUUGGUCAGCCUAUGAAUGUAUCGGUCGAUAUGUCCAUCUCAUAUCUGUCAAAUGCAAAGCUUGAUCAGGAUGAGCUGGAGAUUACAUCAAAACUUCUAGGGAAAAUUGGAUCUGUUUCUGGAACUUCUGUAAUCAUCAAGAAUAAGGUGUCUGGAGAAAUUAUUGCUGAAGGACGACAUUCGUUGUUUAGCAGACUGAAGAGUAAAAUCUGAUACCAAUCCCAUGACUUUUACUAUUCUUGUACUUGAAUGACUAUUGUAUUAAUUCCGAUGCUUAACUAUUGCAUUGGAUCUCACCUGUUCACUGAUCCUAGUGAUGUUGUGUUUAUUAUGAUGUGUGUAAAUAAGGAGUCACAGAUAAAUAAAAGUUAGGAACUACAACUUUAAAAGAAUUUUACUUUUUUCAUGCUUU